Molecule: messenger RNA, 1580 nt
Organism: Culex quinquefasciatus (southern house mosquito)
Lineage: Eukaryota; Metazoa; Arthropoda; Insecta; Diptera; Culicidae
Product: TBC1 domain family member 13
Exons: 7
Coding region: 229-1383 (384 amino acids)
Biological process (GO): intracellular protein transport; activation of GTPase activity
Molecular function (GO): GTPase activator activity
Source: RefSeq, a predicted model, not a curated record
GUUGUUUUCUUUACUGUCAGUAACACCAGACACCUAAUGUGUUGUCAUGCACAAAGAUUGUAAACAUUUUGGGUUGUGUGUACUGUAUACAUGAUGAAGCCGUGACUUUGUGAACAAUGUGCACCAGUUUACAAAAUUUAAUUCAAUAAGAAUAGGUUUAACUCAGAACGGAUUCGUUCCUUUGACGGUUUUCACGUUUAACGACGACUAUCAAACAUAUUGACUGACAUGUCUCUGUACAAAAUACGAGUGGCUGGCCUCGAAGACAUUUUGCAGCAGGAUGAAAUAGACUUAAAAGAGCUAAGAAACUUUUGCUUUUACGGCAUUCCGGAUUGUAGCGGGCUACGGUCGACAUGUUGGAAGCUUUUGCUUGGUUAUUUGGGCCCGAAGAGAGACACUUGGUCUGCAACGUUGGCUAAAAAGAGGGAGCUUUACAAGCAGUUUAUUGAGGAAAUGGUCAUUCCGCCGGGAGAGCAGAACGGUGCCGCUUGUGUUGACCAUCCGCUGAGUGAUGGACCGGAGAGCAACUGGAACACAUUCUUCAAAGACAACGAAGUGCUUCUGCAAAUCGAUAAGGAUGUUCGGCGCCUUUGUCCGGAUAUUUCGUUCUUUCAGCAAGCUACCGAAUUCCCAUGCGAAUCUGUCGUGAGUCACAAUCGGGAACGGAAGUUGCACGUACGGGUGGCUCCUUCAACACUAAGCUCUGCAAAUGUGGAACGGAAGGGCUUGGGAAUGACCAAGCAAAUAAAUCUCAUAACAAAGCGAGCCAUCGAAAACUAUCAAGCGAUGGACGCAGGCCAAGAAGCUCACUGGGAGGUCGUAGAACGGAUACUGUUCCUGUACGCAAAGCUGAACCCCGGUCAGGGUUAUGUCCAGGGCAUGAACGAAAUAAUCGGACCAAUUUACUACGUGCUCGCGUCCGAUCCGAACGUCGAGUAUCGCCAGUACGCAGAAGCCGACUGUUUCUUUUGCUUUACGGCGCUAAUGGGAGAAAUUAGGGACUUUUUCAUCAAAACUCUGGACGAAUCCGAGGGCGGUAUCAAAUUUAUGAUGGCCAGGUUGUCGAACAUGCUGAAGGAUAAGGACCCGGAAGUGUGGAAUCGGCUCAGGGACCAGGAACUAUACCCACAGUACUACAGCUUCCGGUGGCUGACACUGUUACUGUCGCAGGAAUUUCCACUGCCAGAUGUACUGCGAAUCUGGGAUUCGGUUUUUGCCGACGAAAAGAGAUACGACUUUUUGGUGAAAGUCUGCUGCGCUAUGAUAAUCUUACUCCGGGAACAAAUACUAGAUAAUGACUUUGCUUGCAACGUGAAACUUUUGCAGAACUUCCCUCCAAUGGAUAUCAAAGUUGUACUAAGGAAAGCAACGAGCCUUGACUAGAGUUUUUUUAAGCAAAAAUACUGUGUGUACUAUCUUUCUCAGCAUCACAAAAAUGCAUUUUAGAGCACGAAGAGCAAAUCUUGUUUUUAUUCAGUUUAUCGAUAGCCAGAUCAGCGAAAAUUGUAUAUCAUGAAUGCAUGAUCAUAGUUUAAGGAAUACUUUUUUUCUGAAUAUAUUCGCAUUUUAUAUUUCCCUAA